AUGGGCAACUCCUUCGGGCGCCUCUUCCGCAUCUCGACCUGGGGCGAGUCGCACGGCGGCGGCGUGGGCGUCGUCGUCGACGGGUGCCCGCCGCGCGUGCCCCUGAGCGAGGUGCCGAUCCAGUUCGAGCUGGACCGGCGGCGCCCGGGCCAGAGCCGGCUGACGACGCCGCGCAACGAGAGCGACCAGGUCGAGAUCCUCAGCGGCGUCGACAAGGAGAGCGGCGUGACGCUCGGCACGCCCAUCGCGAUGCUCGUGCGGAACAAGGACCAGCGGUCCCAGGACUACAAGGGCGGCAUGACCCAGGCCUACCGCCCGUCCCACGCCGACGCGACCUACGACGCCAAGUACGGCGUCCGCGCCGUCGCCGGCGGCGGCCGGAGCAGCGCGCGCGAGACGAUCGGCCGCGUCGCGGGCGGCGCCGUCGCCCGCGAGGUGCUGCGCCUCUACGCGGGCGUCGAGGUCGUGGGCUACGUGAGCAAGGUCCAGGACGUGGGCAUGCCCGACGACUUCGACGUCGACGCGGUCACGAUCGACGACGUCGAGGCGUCCAUGGUCCGGUGCCCGCACCCCGAGUCCGCGGAGCGCAUGAUCGCGCGCAUCGACGAGAUCCGCCGCAAGGGCAACUCCAUCGGCGGCGUCGUCACCUGCGUCGCCCAGAACGUGCCCGCGGGCCUCGGCUCGCCCGUCUUCGACAAGCUCGAGGCCGAGCUCGCCAAGGCCUGCAUGAGCCUCCCCGCGUCCAAGGGCUUCGAGGUCGGCAGCGGCUUCGACGGCACACUCCUCGCGGGCAAGGACCACAACGACGAGUUCUACGUCGACGCCGACGGCCGCACGCGGACGCGGUCGAACCGGUCGGGCGGCAUCCAGGGCGGCAUCAGCAACGGCGAGACCAUCGUCGUCCGCGUCGCCUUCAAGCCCACGUCGACCAUCGGCCAGCUCCAGGCGACGGUGACGCGCGACGGCGAGGAGGUCGAGCUCCGCGGCAAGGGCCGCCACGACCCCUGCGUGCUCCCGCGCGCCGCGCCCAUGGUCGAGUCCAUGGUCGCGCUCACGCUCAUGGACGCGCUCAUGCAGCAGAAGGCCCAGUGCGAGCUCCUCGACUUCGAGGCCGACGGCGGCUUCAACCCCCUCGGAUCCAAGCCCGUCCACGACCUCGGCGUCGUGCCCGCGAGCGCCUAG
This is a messenger RNA of Aureococcus anophagefferens, 1182 nucleotides long. RefSeq lists its product as hypothetical. The coding region runs from base 1 to 1182 and encodes 393 amino acids. Gene Ontology annotation, molecular function: FMN binding; chorismate synthase activity. The transcript has a single exon. Lineage: Eukaryota; Pelagophyceae; Pelagomonadales; Pelagomonadaceae. The record is from RefSeq and is a predicted model, not a curated record. Gene Ontology annotation, biological process: chorismate biosynthetic process; aromatic amino acid biosynthetic process. Gene Ontology annotation, cellular component: cytosol.